Messenger RNA from Danaus plexippus (monarch butterfly), 911 nucleotides. RefSeq lists its product as uncharacterized. The transcript is spliced from 8 exons. Bases 66 to 911 code for a protein of 281 amino acids. The record is from RefSeq and is a predicted model, not a curated record. Lineage: Eukaryota; Metazoa; Arthropoda; Insecta; Lepidoptera; Nymphalidae.
CGUAUUUUAAUCUGCAUAAACAAUAUCUUAAGUAUAAAUAUUACAAAUUUUAUUGCUUUUAUUCGAUGGAAGACACUUUGGGUUUACAAAAGGCUGAAGACAAACAGUCGACAUAUGGUUGGCAAUUGGUUGAUGAUGGUGAUCUAUCAAGAACUGACGUUUCACACAGAUUGAAUAGAAGUCAUCUGCAAGUGAUAACGAAGCAUGAAAUACCUUCCGAUCGACCUGCCAUUCCAGCUACAUUUAUGGAAAAAUUAUCGUUUUUUCGAGCUUAUACCUCUACAUUGAGUAAAUUAGAAUUACUCUGCGAGCAGCAAAAUAGUGUUCAAAGAUUUCUUUGGUUUUAUGUUUUCAACGUUCUAUGUAAAAGUCUACCAAUGACAUACAUAUAUUUAUUCCUAAGCAUCUACUCACCUGAUCAGCAUUUAUUUUUACCGAAAAUGGCGCCACUUUUAUAUGAUCAGCUCGCUGAUUUUGAUUUGCUUGCUGAAUCAAUGACUGCUCCUCCAGUGGCUCAUAUAAUAUUUUCAAGAAGCGGCGAUAAGGUUGAUCCAAGCCUUGACAGUGCCUUGAUUAAUUUAUCAAAUUCAGUUUUUUAUAUAUCGAGAGCAACACUCUCGGAAACGAUAAUUAUAUUUUGGUUAUAUCCUAUGGGUAGAUUGGUCGAUGACAUAACAUUCCAUUUUGGAGUUCCACCAACUAGACUGAGAAUAUGGAGUUUAUUUGUUCUCCCAAUCUUUUAUUCCAUUAAGUGUUACAUACUUAUAGACACCUAUUUAAAAAUGGAGUUUUAUGAAGAGAUGGUGAAUUAUAAAAUGUGGACCUUUAUAAUACAGUCUUUAGUGAUAUUAUUUGGCGCAAUUUAUAUAUUUUUUUAUUAUAUUCAUAAGAAAAAGCAGGUAAUAUCUUAG